Molecule: messenger RNA, 2339 nt
Organism: Notothenia coriiceps (black rockcod)
Lineage: Eukaryota; Metazoa; Chordata; Actinopteri; Perciformes; Nototheniidae
Gene: abhd10b
Product: abhydrolase domain containing 10, depalmitoylase b
Exons: 5
Coding region: 33-905 (290 amino acids)
Biological process (GO): protein depalmitoylation
Cellular component (GO): mitochondrion
Molecular function (GO): palmitoyl-(protein) hydrolase activity; hydrolase activity, hydrolyzing O-glycosyl compounds
Source: RefSeq, a predicted model, not a curated record
CGCGAUAUUUCCCCAGUGGGUCGCGGAGCAGUAUGGCAGCCGUCGCGCUGAGGUCCUGCCGCAGAGGACUUUCACAGAUUUUAAGUAAUGGAGGCCCUGCUGCUUUGUCCUCACAGCGUCUCGAAGGGGCCCGGAGACACAAGUCCACAGUCCAGUAUGCCUCCCGACCAGACCUUCCCAAGCUGGCCUACAGGAGGGUGAAGGGGAAGAGCCCCGGGGUGCUCUUCCUCCCGGGAUAUGGAUCCAACAUGAAUGGGCAGAAAGCCGAGGCACUGGAGGAGUUCUGUAAGUCACUAGGCCACUCAUACCUUAGGUUUGACUACACAGGACAUGGGGCCUCGGAGGGGGUGCUAUCAGAAGGAACCAUCGGUACCUGGAAAAAAGACGUCCUCUACGUGUUGGAUGAGUUAGUAGAGGGGCCACAGAUAAUGGUGGGCUCCAGUUUAGGGGGUUGGUUGAUGCUGCUGGCAGCCAUUGCAAGACCGGAGAAGACUGCAGCUCUGGUGGGCAUCUCCACUGCCGCCGACCACAUCGUCACAGUGUACAACUCUCUUUCUCUGGAGGCACGCAAGGUGUUUGAGGAGAAGGGGGCGUGGACUCUGCCCACCAAGCACCCGGAGGAGGGUUUGCACGACUUUAACAUGGACUUUCUGAAAGAGGCAGAAAAUCACUGUGUUCUCCAGAGUCCCAUCCCCAUCACCUGUCCUGUGCGACUCAUCCACGGACUGAAGGACGAGGACGUGCCCUGGCACAUCUCCAUGCAGGUGGCCGAACGCAUCCUCAGCGCCGAUGUCGAUGUCAUCCUGCGGCGACAAGGCCAGCACCGCAUGUCCGAGAGGGACGACAUCAAGCUCAUGGUCUACACCAUCGAUGACCUCAUAGACAAGCUGACCACUCUGGUCUGAGGAAGGGGGGGGGGGUGAGCUUGAGAGGUUGCUCAGAUGAGGAAAGAAGGACUGAAUGCUGGGAAGUCAACCCUCGAGUAGUUUACCAAACAAUGGCAUGUUUUUUCCCGCCAAAUAUGACCUUUUAUCCCUCUUCCCGCACUUCAUGUGUCAUUUCAACAUGCCGUUAUUAUCAGCAGCCUCCCUGUAAGCGGUUCCCUUAUAUCUUCAGGUUGCAUAUGUAUGUGUUCCAGGUUAUUAUAUGGAGUGUGUUGUGUUGGCCUUGGUUAGAGGCAUCAGUUGCUGCGGCCCGAUGCUGCCGAUCUUACUGUUUGACUGUUUCCCCCCCCCCUCCCUCUUGACUUUGAUUCAUAGUUGUCCUGUGCCUUUUUUAAUCACUUUCCACCCGUUUGGCCAAUAAAACCACUGCACACAGGUCUCAGUCUGUUACCACAACCAACACGUCAUAAUCAGCUGGCAAACAACUGCUGUUGAUAUUGAAAUGCAAUGAUAUUAUAUUAUAGUAACAUUUUAUUCAUUGAGAUGUGGAUUCCAGAAACCUUUAAGUAAUGUACUCUAAAAAGUGUCAAACUCAGACCUCAAAACAUCAUGAUUAAGAAACAUAUAAAAAAUAAGCACAUGUCUUUUAUAUACGGAGUAAACACUGCACAAAAAUACAAUUUGCUAAGUUUAUUAGCACAUAAUAAAUCCCGGUACUGUAUAGCGAGUCAAAAUCAUCAAGGGUUGUUUUUUCUGCAGUGUGUAUUUUAGUUAGCAGAACAGUCUGUUACAUGACUCCCUGUACCUGCUGGCCUUUAGCCACGGAGAGCUGAAUGGAGCCACUGGACUGUUGAUUAUUAACAUGUAAUUGGCAACUAGCACUAUGCUCAAUGGGGCGCAACCAACCACUUAACUCCCGGGGCCACUUCACUGCAGCGCUGACCUUUAACUCGUGGGUGAGCUGUGUAGUCACUCAUUUUUCUGUGUCAAAGCUCAAAUCAAACGUCUAUUUAUGAGAGCAUAAAGCCCGGCAGUUAUAACGCAAGAGAAGCUUCUAGAGCGAUGUUUACUUAUAUGCUCAUUUUGCUUUGAGUUUUACAGAAAGCAUAUUUUUGCACCAUAGAUAUAACCAGGAAGUGCUUUGUAAGUAGGGUUUUUGUUGUGUAGUCAACUAAGAUAAUACAUACUUACAUAUUACCCCCAAACACUUAUCAAGCACAAACAAACUUAAGUAGAAGGAACUAGCUCUCAUUACACAACUAAGAGACAGAUACUGUAACAACCUUAGUGUUUGCUGCAGCCAAACAAACAAUAAGUCAGGAGGAAGACUAACCGGUUAAAGCAGCUAUUCUAACAACACUUUGUUAACCAGUUAUCAGAGGUGGAAGACGUGUCUUGUACUUAAGUUCAAGUAGAAUACCACAGUCUAGGAAUGCUCUGUUUCAAGUAAAAGUC